AUGGAGAACGGAAGUGCAACUCAAGGCGAGGGCAGAGAUCCCUCGGGGUUCCUGAGCGAGAUCAUUGGUAGCUCCGUCACUGUGAAACUGAAUAGUGGCGUGGUUUACAAAGGCACGGUGAACUGUUCUGGAACUUGCUAGUUUUACAAAUGCUAAUACUGAGAUUGCAGGCGAGCUUCAAUCCGUGGAUGGUUACAUGAAUAUUGCCUUGGAGAAGACGGAGGAACAUGUCAAUGGCGUAAAGAAGAGAAGCUAUGGAGAUGCAUUCGUUCGCGGAAACAAUGGUGAGAUAUACUUGAGAACCCAUGACCCUAGAGGUAAUGCUAAUAUCCGUUCUUGCAGUAAUGUACAUCUCUGCAGAUUAA
Hymenoscyphus albidus is the source of this 365-nucleotide messenger RNA. The record is from the annotation of a GenBank genome assembly. Lineage: Eukaryota; Fungi; Ascomycota; Leotiomycetes; Helotiales; Helotiaceae.